Molecule: messenger RNA, 9563 nt
Organism: Porites evermanni
Lineage: Eukaryota; Metazoa; Cnidaria; Anthozoa; Scleractinia; Poritidae
Source: the annotation of a GenBank genome assembly
CUGCACUUUAAUUCGAAGAGCUGCCGGCCAUGUUUUGUGUAUAAACCAACUUUUUCCAGUCAGUGUUUAAAGAAUCAAAAGAAUAAUUUUCGUCAGUCGAAGAUCAUGGUAAGGUUUAGUCUUCUAUGAAUCUCAAUUGUGUGAGUAAUUUAGAUUGAAAGGCUCAUAAUAGUGGCCAUGUCAGGAGGUUACCACGAUAGGACAGCCCUUCGGUUGGUUUGCAUGUUCAUCUUUUUCCCAUGUUCGUAAAAUUUACAUUUCCGAUCUAUUUUUUCAAACGUUAAUCAAGAUUACCUAUAUAGAUCUAUGAAUUGAAAUACAUCUUAAAUGAACCGCCGUCACUUUAAUGUAUUUCAUGAGAACAGCCAGAAUACGUUGUCUAAAAAGGCUUGAAUUUGCGCAACGGAAUGCGUGCACGUACCACGAUAAGUGUACGUACAAGUUUCACGCUUUUGAAGUUUUUUUUUAUAUAAUAUUAUAUAUAAACAAAGCUUAAUUCAUUGCUUAGGUUUUCUCUGUUCCCUGUAUUUAGAUUUGAUUUGUAUGUGCCUUUCCAAUUCUAGGAAAUUCCAAAGGCAAAUGCAAAUCCACAACGAGUGGCCUUGAAAGAAACACAAGACCUAAAAGUAAGACUACAACAAAUUCAACUAUCGACAUCGAAUAGCCAGGUUUGUCAAAAAGGACAGAAUGCUACUUUGUUUACAUGUAACGGCUCCCACAAAACUCUUCCCGGUGGUCAGUUAAAUCAAAAGAAAGGAGCAGGUUACAAAGCAUCUGAAAAACCAGAACAAUGCAGCUCUGUGCAGAAACAAAAUUACAUAUCAGCUCAACGAACAGAUCAUCUGGUCGCUCCUACUGGACAUAGAAAAGACGAGAACAAGGAAAAUGAACCGAAAGACGGCGGAAAACCAAAGAGUGCAAGGUACCUAAAUUACUUUUCUUUAGUUUCAUAGGUAGAAAUUAGAGAGCGAUUAUUGUAGUAAAUCAGAUGUAUUUUCAUUCACCUUUUUAGGGCAUGUUGGUGUUUGGAUGACUUUGAUAUUGGGAAACCUCUAGGAAAAGGUUAGUACAUGAUCCACCAUCUUUUGUCCAAUUUGAUCAUGAGACUAUGGUUUAAUGAAUUUACGUUACACAUGAAUGUUUUCAGGAAAGUUUGGCAAUGUUUAUCUGGCAAGAGAAAAAAAGAGCAAAUAUAUUGUGGCCCUCAAGGUAAGAUAAUAAAGGCUUCCAGAUUUCAUAUUUCCUACUCUUGUGUUUGGUUUUUCUGAUAAACAUUAGGAUGAAAUCCCACUUUGAGAAAGACAUUAGGGUACUUAUCCUCAGGCUCUGGUUGGGUGGUUAUUGAAAUGGCCAUGAAAUUCAUGGUUGUAGGGGCCGUCAUUAUAGAGUAAGGUACCGGGGGGUUACUUGGUUUAAUAUUUGCUGGAUAUGUGCCACUGGCCUCUCAGAACCCCUGCCCAUGAAAGUCUAUUCACCCUUCUGCCCCUCCUACUUAAACUUAAAUAAGCAGUAUCUGCUUCUCGGGCGACAUACCCAUUUGCCGGCGUUACGAUGUCGGACCUUGAGGAUGCAGCACCAUAGAAUUCACUUACUGACUUGAGUGACAAUGAGAUUGAAAUUGAAAUUAAGUACUAAUAACAUACUUCCCCAAAGACAGAAUUUUCUUCAGAUUAUUUUACAGAAACCUUGCUUUGUUACAUCUUUGGAUUUUGAUAUAACCAUUUAUUGUUUUGUUGCAAAAUAAACAUACUACACUUGCUGAAAAUGGUGAAAAUUUAAUAAGCGCCCAGCCUCUAUUAAGCGCCCACCUCGAAUAAGUGCCCUCUCUCAAGGUCCAAAAAUUUAACAAGUGCCCAUGGCGAUUAAUCAAAUAAAUACGGUAAGUCACUUUCUGUUAAUGCAUCUACGUUACAACCUACCAUAGGUCAUCCUGAAAUGAACUGACACAAUUGUUAAACCUAAUGUGGUGAAAAUCUUUCUAUUUUUAAAUACCUACAUUGUAACCUGCCUGCAAAAACAGAUGUCUCUCCUCCCCAUCGCCGCUGAAGGAUGUUUCAUGAGAAGGAACAUAUGUGACUCAGCAACAGAAAUUCCAUACUGAGGACAUAAAAUAUGUUCAGAAUCCAGUCAUAAGUGCUGAUUGGAUGACGGAGUAGUUGCAUUGUUUUAGCUAUCGUUUAUGAAUGACAGACAAAAGGCUACAAAGGUCAAAUGUAAGCGAGAUGAAUCUAUAACAAAACAGUCAAUAUUUGUGAAAUGCAUUCUUCUCUAGAAGAAGCAUGUGAGUUUUGCUGGAGCUUAUUUAGCAUAUGAACACAACACUUUACCAAAGUCGACCAGGAGAAAUUUAAAGUUGAACAAAUUUGCAAUUUGAACUCCAUUACUUAACAGAUUUAUUAUGUGAACAUUGAUUUACAUCAUCAGAAUGCAUGGAAUUUCUGUCCCUGAGUCGCAAACGUUCCUCCUUGUAAAACGUCCCCAGUGGUAAGGAGCGAGGAGAAACGGCUGUUUCUGCAGGCUAGAAUUUUCUGACCCCUAAAAUCCUGAAAAUAUGCGACCCCAUUCUAGUAACUCUUAUAAAAAUGCAACCCUGCAAUAGUCAAUCCAGUCAUGAAAAUGCAAUCCCAUCCAACGGCACAUACAUAAGCCUGCUAUAAGUAAGUACCCCAUCCCUCCCCCCGCCAGGAGUAAAUUAAGUAAAGACUUUUUUUAGCGACACAUGUCAAAUGGAAGUGGACUUUUUGCAUAAAAACAUUUGGCAAAACAAAGCUGGUAAGGGAAAAGGCCUCCCUUCCAGUUGACAUGCAUCAGUUAAAAACAUCUUUGCUUUAAUUAUCUCCCUAUUAUUUUGUAUGUAUUAAAGGGGGGCAAGGAAAUAUUGUAAAUUGCAACUGAAGAUAAAAACUUCUGCAAGGACCCAAAAUGGAAAGUGUCUCUCUUUCNGGAAGUGGACUUUUUGCAUAAAAACAUUUGGCAAAACAAAUCUGGUAAGGGAAAAGGCCUCCCUUCCAGUUGACAUGCAUCAUUUAAAAACAUCUUUGCUUUAAUUAUCUCCCUAUUAUUUUGUAUGUAUUAAAGGGGGGCAAGGAAAUAUUGUAAAUUGCAACUGAAGAUAAAAACUUCUGCAAGGACCCAAAAUGGAAAGUGUCUCUCUUUCAAUCAGUAAUUUAAUUUUGCAACCCCAUCCCCACCAUACUUUUUAGGUAGUGGUGCAAUUUUGGGAGAACAUGACUAAAAAAGAGUCAAGUUUUGGAUAUUUUAAAAUUUCAUGAGAGUUUUGUUUUUUUGUUUUCAAUCUGGGUGCAAUGCAGUUGAGGCAUCAGCUUGAUUGCAUUUUAAAGCAAUUAAGUUUUGUCACUUGAUGGGCUACUAUAUUAAAACUGAGGCAAACAACUAAUAUUAAAUAAGGUGGAUCCAAACUCAUUCACUAAGGCAUGUUGGGGAUGGAUUGGUCUUCAUCAGUGCCAAAAAUAUUACAAGAAGUGAUCUUUAUUUUCGUUGGGUUAUAUUCUCUUACCUAUUUGGAUCCUUGAAAUAAUUCCAUCUUUUUAGAAGCUUUCUCUCCAACACGACAUAAAUUAUUCAUAAGACAUCUCGCAGAACCUAAAACAAUGACCUUCCCUAUUUAUUUUGUAAAAAAUCAAGCCCUACCCCACCUCCUCUAACCACCCUUGACCUGCCCUUCAAUAUUUUGCAUUUCAAAUUAUUUGUCUGUUGCUUCCAGGUUUUGUUCAAAUCACAACUAGAAAAAAAUCAUGUGGAACAUCAGCUUAGAAGAGAGAUUGAAAUUCAAUCACAUCUCAGGUAAAUGUUAAAAGUUUCAUUUAUCUUCUAUCUAACUAGGCAAGACAUUUUUGCUACAGUGAAACCUUAUGGGAAAGAGGUGUAUACAUUAUAGACUGGGUCAGAAUUUAAAUGAAGUUUGGGGAAGGGGAAGUCAGUCUGAACAAGAGUUAGUGUCCAUGCAUGAGAGAGAGAGAGGUGUGUCUAUCUAGAUUGUUCAUAUAGGGAGAUAAAUAAAGCACAUACAUGUUUGCAUUCAAGUCAAACCACUAGCCAUUUUACAUAAAGAACCUAAAGUCUUACAAUUUAUUUUUGUUUUAACCCCCUAAGCCCCAAUAUCCAAAUACAAAAUUCUCCAGACUGAUCUCCACACAUUUCCUUGAAGAAUUGGUUAAGAGAAUUUGUUUGUAUAUCAAAGCUUUUCCCAUCAGGGCCGGGUUCCCUUGAAAGAUGGUUUACUUUAACCCAGGAUUAAGCCAAACUUUAAGCAAGGUUUUCUCAUCUAAGAAUAUCCAACUUGAACUUACAACAUACCAUUGAGCCUUUACUCCAAGAUACAGUAAAGUCAACACAAAAUGUUACUCUAAGCAAUACAUAGAAAUUAAGGUAAAAUAUAAAAACGGAACAAAAUUUUUAUCCUGGAUUAACGCUAAACGGCCUUUCAGGAACUGCGUCCCGGUGAUUAUUUUGCUAAUUCUCACAACAUUUUGCUUUGAUUAUUUAGUGAUUUUGUUGGGACAAAAUUGACUUGGUCACUCUUGGGUCUUAAUGCAAAAACCUUUGUCCAAUUGUCCGGGACAGGAAGAAGCUUACAUGUAGUUCGGACAUGUAAACCUUUGACAUGACUGGUCUGUGGGAAAAGCACAUUUCUAAUAAUUAGAAAAAAAAGAUUGUCUUCAAAUUACAGUAGAAUUAAAAUUCAUCUUAAAAGUCAUAAAUGCAAACCUCAUACAACUUCGCCAUUCAAUGGUCAUUUCAUUUGUUUUUGAGAGCUCCGUAUUUACUAUUAGGCUUAAGCCAAAAACAAGGGUAAUAACGUGAUUAAAAACGUCAAAUACCCGAUUGUUUUUUAGUUUCGAGCUAAAAUUAACUUUUUGGACUUUACAAGAUCUCUUCGGUUUAGACAAUCAAAUUUAAUGUACAUGUAGUGCUUCCCUGAAGGGCAAGUGGAUCGGAAGAUUUUUCUCUUACCCUGUAAGGUAAUUACUAUAGUAUACUUUAAUUGCUUAGUGUAUUAACAAUUUCUGAACUUCCAUUUUUUUAUAGACAUCAUAAUAUUCUCCGUUUGUUUGGAUACUUCUAUGAUAAAACAAGAGUUUAUCUGAUUUUGGAGUAUGCUCCAAAAGGCGAGCUCUAUAAAGAGUUAACAAAGAUGGAGAGAUUUGAUGAAAAAACAUCAUCAAAUGUAAGUACCAGUUUUUGAAUGUUAAGUGUUGGUUAUUUCUUGCUGCAAUUUGUUGUCUGGAAAAGUAAUACAUGUUUAGAUUGAUUUUUUUUAAAAAAAUGAAUUCUUUCUUUUGUAUUACAAGUGUAGCCUUUUACCGAUUUUAAAUUUAGUAUUAUAUGUACAGUACAACCCACAGUAAAUCGAGUUAUCAGGGUAAAUUUCAGUGAAAUUUUGAUCAAAGGAAAGGAAAUUUAGCUUUGAGUUAGAGGAGAAUUCAAGUUAUCCAAGUUUGAGUUAUCGAGGUUCUACUGAAUAUGUGUAUUUUUUUUUCUGGACAUCUUUCAUUUUACUGUAUAUAAUCUAACCUAGGCUUAUUUAGUAUUAAUUUUUUAGUCUUGGUUUGGACCUUUCUUUAAACCAAGCCAAUGUGAUGAAACCUUCCUAAUAAAAGAUUAUUAUUAUUAUUAAGUAUUAUUCAUUCAUUCAAUCUGAUUAAUAAUAAAAUUAAUAUCAUUAUAGUCAUGGGUAAGUUGUGUUUUGAUUUGAAUGAUUUCACCUGCAGUAUAUUCGCCAGUUGGCUGAUGCUCUGAAGUAUUGUCAUUCAAACUUUCACUAAGUGUCUCUGUAGUUUGGUCUUUUGAAUGAAGAACCUGAUUUCCAAACCGUUACAAUGUACAGAAGAGAAAUUUAAAGAUUUUCAACAAAAGGUUCAUCGAACGUCGACGACUUAAACCAUUAGCAAGUCACUGACUUUGCUUAGCACCAGCAAGAGUUGUUCGUGAUCAUAAAACUGCAAAGCCUUUCAGCUGUUCAGCCAUGUCCUCUGCAUUUGACACCAUCAGGGAUCUUAAUAACCUGUUGCUUUCAAGAGUUCUGGGUUAAACUCAUCUUCUUCUUCUCUGUCCACCUCAGGGUCCAUUUAAUAAUUGAUUUAGUUAUGUAAUAUGGUGACUGUGAGAUAAGUUAUAAUAAAAAGAGCCAUUUGGGAAAUCCAAACAGGGAUAAAAAUUUAUGGUAAAUAUGGCAAGUAUAAAUCUGGAAUUUGAUAGAGGGUCACUUAAUAGAGGUUUGAUUGUAGUUAAGAAAAAUAUUUAUUUCUUUAUUUUUCUUUUUCACUUGUAGUUCUGUGGGGGGCCAUUAUAAAAACUAGCAGGUCACUGGUAGUAAUGCUUCCACCCCUUUGUUUAAUAAAGAUAUCAAAAUAAUACUAUUUGGGAUAUUGAGAGCAUUUAUAAUUUACUUGGGCUUGCAGGGAGACCUUAAAAUUGCAGAUUUUGGAUGGUCCGUCCAUGCACCUUCAUCCAGGUAAACAAACCCCUGUUCUCUUUCCUUAAACAUCAAAAUAACAGCAACUUUUACAUUACCAAUAUUAAAUUAAUUUAUUUUCAAGUAUUACAGCAAGGAGCCCAAAAGUGUGACCACUUUUGAUUUAUUCACAUUCUCUUGUACAACCUCGUUCCCAGGGUUCUCUCCUACCCACCCUACGGAGCUCCGUAGGGCGGGUAGAAGAGAACCCUGGGAACGAGGUUGUCUCUAGUACAGAUUUAAUCCAAUCAGAAGCCAGCUGGAAACUGUCCUCGACUUCUGAUUGGUUAAUGUCUGCAUGAAAGAAUGUGAGUUAAUUAAAGGAGAUCAGACUUUUGGGCUCCUUGCUGUAAUUUAAUGACAAGGUAAUUUGCACUGAUAGAUGCCAUGUACAUUUAUUAUAUUCCAGACAUGUUGACUUAUUUUUAAUUAUAAGAAAUUUUUUUUGCCUGAAAUAAUGUACCACAUAAAAUUUCAGACGGACAACACUUUGUGGGACUCUGGACUAUCUUCCCCCAGAGAUGAUUGAAGGCAAAGAGCAUGAUGAAAAGGUAAAUAAAGUUUGUUUUUAACCUUCACAACUACAUAUAUUGUUCCCUCAGUAGAUCCUAUUAUUAUAAGUUGUUCAACAGGUUCUUGAUACCUGUAUUCUCCAUUUAAUGUAAAAAAAAAAAGACAGUCCCAAAGAAACUCUGGUCAAUACUUUUUUCACUAUAUAAAUAAAGUGGAAAUCCUGUGAAAUGUGUAUUGCACUCUUAAAAAGGAAACUCCCAGCCUGUGGCUUGAAUGCAAAUUCUAUAUCAUGUUGGCUUUAUAAUUACAAGCCUGUGAACACAGACGUAUUUCUGGUCAUCGCUUCUCCGUCUCCACCCAAAAAUAGCAAUGACCAGAAAUGCAUCUGUCUCUGCAGGCUACCUGUAUAUAAUUCAACACCAAUACUUUGUUCCAGGUUGACCUUUGGAGUCUGGGUGUCUUAUGUUAUGAAUUUCUGGUUGGAAAACCACCUUUUGAAGCUGAAGGUCAUCAAGAAACGUAUCGCAGAAUUUCAAGGGUGAGCAGACCAGUAGUGUAGGAGCUGCUCGUAAGGUGUUUCCUCAUCGGUCGCAGAAAACAAACUAAACACAGCAUUGUUUAUCAUUAACAUCCUCCACACACAAUCCAGAUAGCAUUAUCACAAUAUAAUUUAAGACUCAUAAUAUUUAUUGUUGCACGAUCUUCCAGUACCUUAGUUUCUUGUUGGCCCUGUCCCCUGCACAAUACUUGUGUGAGGGGGACUUUCUUCCUUUGUUGAGUGUUAAGACAGGGAAGUUGGAUAUUAAAUAUUUCAAAACUUGUUCUUUGCCACAAAAAAUAGAUUAUGUAAAACCCCUUUUUUACUUUGCAAUCAUGAUGAACAUGGAAAGAAUUUCACCAUACAGGGUGCAAAGAAAAUCAUUUUUACAGCUUGCCAUUUGGGUAAGCUGAAGCUAGUAUUUACUAGCCCAGAUGUCAUUUCAACUAGCCCCAAAAGCUUUUUGAUGAGCAGAAUUGAUUUCGCAGUUCUUCUGUUAUUCGAAUUCCUCAAAAAAAACAUCACUUGCCCGUCGGGCAAGUUAAAAACAGAAUUCACUAGCCCGAUAGCAAAAUUUACUAGCCCCAGGCUAUUGGACACAACUUUCUUUACACACUGCCAUACAUGUAAACCAUGUGCAUUAUUAAAAUUUCUGCCAUUAUGUUAUGUAUUCUUGACUCUCACAAGGAGACUGAAUAUGAACCAGUAAAAAGAUCUUUCUUUUUGAUGAGUUCUUUUCUCUGUUUCUGCUUCAUACAACAGUUGUCAGCAAGAAAUGUUUUUGAAAUAGGUUUUAACAAUAUAAACAGGGUAGAAAUGACUAUGAUAAAUACAUGGACAUGUACCCUUCAAAUGACAAUGAAAAUGUGUCUUUUUUCUUAGGUUGACCUCAAGUUUCCUGACCAUGUGUCUGAAGGGGCUAGGGACCUUAUUUCCAGGGUGAGAACAGACAUUUAUAAUUAUUUACAACAACAUCUCAUUCUUGUAACUUCAUAUUACUAAAACUGUCAACUAGAUAAGGCAAACACCACAGGGCUUGACGCUGAGUGUCGAUCUUAAAAAGGUGUUGACCUUAUAAUUACAGAAAAUGAUUGAAGAAAGGUAGAGACUAACUAUCAGGCCCAGGUGUCCAUUAAAAGACGUACAGUUGAUUGUAUUGCCCAUCUUUUUCAGAUUACAGGAAAUAAUAUGAAUUACAAGAAUUACAUGUAACAAACACUAUGGUUGUUUUCUUGUUUCUACACAGCUUCUAGUUCAUGACCCCAGAAAAAGGCUGCCUUUGAGUGGCGUUCUAGCUCAUCCUUGGAUCAGAAACAAUGCACAACCUCCAACAAUGCUGCACCCUCCACCAGUAUAGCAACAAAGCAUGAGUUCAAUAGAUUAAUGUACAUUUAAAUUUGUGCAAAUAGAUGUAUCGUUGUAUUACCCCUACCCAUGUAAAUAGAAGGGUGCCAAAAUACAUUCCACUUCCACUGAAACAGAGAAGUCGCUCUUUCUGUUCAAGUUGAACAAGGAGAGAAUUCAUAUAAAUAUUACAACAGCUCCCAUUAGCAAAGUAAACAUGGCCCACAUUACUUAGCAACUGUCUUUAUUGUGCCAGUAAGUCCAGACAGAUACAUGUUAAGGACACAAAUGUGUCUUGGAAAUGUCUUUUUUGUAGAAAAAUGUUAAACAUGAUGACAACAAGUCUAUUUGUUCUUGACUAGAUUAUUUUACUGGCAACUUGUUUUGACAUAAAUAAAGUUUAAUAAACUAAAAUAGAACUUAGCUAGGCUUUAAUAGCAAGAAUGAUGAAUGUUUCUAGCAUUUUUGUUGCAUACCUAGUUUAAAUUAGUGAUGACUAUUAUUAAUACUUUCUACUAUAAUAAAGUAAUCAAUCAUCAUCUACGGUUCCACUUAUCUUUGUGAGUGUACACUUGCUUGAGUUUAUCAUAUAAGGUUCACUAAGCUCAGGAAAUGAACUAGUGUUCCGUCAGGAUCAAAGUAAUUCAUUAUACCCCUGGUGUUUAUGUUUAGUUUACUGAACUGAACUCCAGC